This is a messenger RNA of Brassicogethes aeneus, 1039 nucleotides long. NCBI's taxonomy places the organism in Eukaryota, Metazoa, Arthropoda, Insecta, Coleoptera, Nitidulidae. The record is from the annotation of a GenBank genome assembly.
AUGACAGAAGAAUCUGAAAUAGUCCAAAAAACUUGGACUAUUGUUAAGUUUGUAGAAGAAGAUACUGUUGCCACGGUUCCCACAGUGUGGAUAACUAAUACCGAAAAUGGCUGGAAUUGUUUUUGGCCUCCACUGCCAGCAAACAAAAUAUCGGUAGCUGUAAAGACUCACCAGAUUAAUACCUGUUGGCCAUCAUUUAAAGUUAUCAUGUUCAGAAAUGCCACUUAUGUGAGAACUUUGAGCAAAGAAGUACAUCAAAAGGUAUGCUUAAAUUUGGAACCAACUUUUCAAUCACAAGGCUAUGAUCACAACCUGUUCGAACAGAAUGACAACUUUGAGCAAAGAAGUACAUCAAAAGACAAGAACCAGAUGCUUAGUCCAAAUGAGAGAUGCAAUACAAGACAAGAAGUUAGACAAGAAAAUAAUCCUGUUAAUUGUAAGUAUUGUCCUGUUCAUGUUUAUUACACAAAAGAAACAUUAAAUCAAAUUAUGUUUCUUAAAAGCCGAGUGAAUGACAUUCCCAUUGAGCCAGUUUUGAACUCUAGUUUAAACCAUUUAACUCAACAAUUUGAGAAAUCACUCUUUGAAAAGCCAGUGAUAAAUGAAGAAGCCCUCUCAGAACUAAAUGAAGCCUUAAAAAAUGCGGAAUAUUUUGAGAAAGCAGUUAAUGAACUAUCUAGAAUAGGAGGAAGAAACAUUUAUGACUUCUGUGUUAGAUGUUAGCUAACCAAUAUAGUUGGCUAAACAGAAGAAUUAAAAAGAAAUUCAGCGAAAUGGAAGUCUCAAAGUUAAUUAUGGAUGCAACUAAAAAACUAGGCAGGAACUAUGUACCGGAUUUCACAUGGGAAUUGGUCAAACGAUAUGAACGUAAUUGCACAAUUGCCGUUAGAUUCCGAGGUUGAUCCCUUUUUUUGACUAAGAUGACUAUACUAUCUCUGGCUGGCUUAGAAGAGCGAAUGAUAGAUUAAAAUCAAAAAGGAACUGAGUUAAUUUUGUGUUCAAUUUUGAAAUAAAAAUAAUACAAACCCCACCGAUUCUA